Cornus florida is the source of this 1260-nucleotide messenger RNA. Its product is annotated as F-box/FBD/LRR-repeat protein At1g13780-like. NCBI's taxonomy places the organism in Eukaryota, Viridiplantae, Streptophyta, Magnoliopsida, Cornales, Cornaceae. The record is from RefSeq and is a predicted model, not a curated record. The transcript is spliced from 3 exons. The coding region runs from base 292 to 1155 and encodes 287 amino acids.
CUUGCCCAACAUUGGUAGUCUUAAAACUAGGUAUCUAUUAUGUAACUUAUGUUUCAGUGGUCCUUGCUUGGUCCAUUUUAAAAGUCUCAAGGUCCUCCAUGUUUCAAUUAUUUUUCCGGACAAUGACUUAACGCAAUUCCUUUUCUGUAAUUGCCCUGUUCUUGAGGACCUGUUCAUCCAAGGACAGUAUUACAGUGAUGAUCAUCUAAUUUUUGAUGUCUCCACACCAUCCCUGAAGAGUUGUUAGAUUUUACAGCACAGGCAGCUUAUGAAGCUGAAGGGGUCAAAAUUAUGGUUAAUGCACCAAUUCUCGAGUAUCUUACUCUCCAAGAUGAUUACUUGCCUCGCUAUGUGCUAAAGAACCUAACCUCGUUGGUUAAAGCAGAUGUUAAUGUUGGAAACUGCUGUCCAAAAGCUAUGGAAGUCAAACAGCGUGCUAAUCGGAUAUUUGUAAUUCUCAGAGAAAUUUAUAGUGUCAAAUAUCUAUCUCUAGGUGCUCGUACCAUGGGGGCUCUCGACUAUGCUGAUGACGGUAAAUUGCUCAACUUCCCUAAUUUGAUUCAUUUGGAGCUGCAUGUUCACGAUUGCUAUGGCUGGAUACGUUUACUACACUUGCUCAAUAGAAUGCCUAACUUGGUAUAUCUUGUCUUGGAGAAAUUGAAGAAAUGUAGAUAUUAUGAAGAUAAUGCUUCCGAGGAUUUCAAUUCUGGUGAACAAGAACCAGUGCCUUAUUGUCUGUUGAUGCAUCUUCAAGAAAUUGAAAUUAAUGGAUUUUGGGGACUGAGUGAUGAGCUGAAGCUGAUAGAGUUUUUCUUGAGAAGUUCUGAAGUAUUGCGUAAGAUGGAAAUUAAUACUUCUAACUUAAACGAAAAGCAAGAGAGAGAAUUUCUCGAGAAACUGCUAAUGUUUCCAAGGGGCUCAAUAACCUCUCAAAUUUUACUCUCACGGAAGAAAAUUUUUGCUCCGGCCGGAUUUUGCGCAGAGAUAAUUGAGAGAGCUAUUGCCCACUCGGCAUCUGUAGAGUUCUUGAUAACUCUUCUGCCAUGUAAAAACCUUGUGGUCUAUGAUCUUUUGCUGUAUCUGUUUACUUUUUCUAUAAUGAAAGAAAAUGUACUAGUUUUUGUUAAACUUAUUUCUGAUGAAGACAGUUUUUAGUUUUAGUUUUCAUAAACCUGUUUUAAAACCCUUCACACUGAAAGAACAAAUGUUCAUUAAAAUUGAACACCAACCAACAAAAUGGUUUAGAGAGGAUUAGUGUCA